Molecule: messenger RNA, 259 nt
Organism: Dentiscutata erythropus
Lineage: Eukaryota; Fungi; Glomeromycota; Glomeromycetes; Diversisporales; Gigasporaceae
Source: the annotation of a GenBank genome assembly
AAUUCUGUUGAUAGUUUCAUGGAUAAGAUUAAAAAAGAAAGUGAGAGCGAGAGUUUUUGUGAAGGUGUAAUUGAUUUAACAAUCGAUUCUUUCUUAGAAUCUGAUUUUCCAAAUGAGGAUUUAAAUUUAUCAAUUAAAAAUGAUGAGCAUAAAAUUUUUUCUGAAGAACCUGUUAUCAACUAUUUUACUAAAGAACUUACUGUUAAAGAUUUACAUUUCUCUGCUGUCCCUAUUGAAUACCCAGCUACAUCAAAUGAAG